UAAAAUCCCGUGUAUUGAAUUUGGAAAGGCUAAAUGCGAUAACGCGAAGAUAAAUAUGAUAAAACUUCAUUUUGUGUGAUAUUUUAAACAGGUAGUGUACAUAAUACAAAAUGGCGUACAACCUUUUGCUUGGAAUUCUUACGGUCUUAUGUUUCACAGAAGCGGUGAAUGGGAUAAGGUGUUCGUAUUACGACUAUAAAUAUGGCUGGACUUACAGCAAGGUUACAAAGUAUAAGUAUUGUGCCAGCAGCUGUUGUGGUGAUAUGGACAAUAGAUAUUGUUGUAAAAUUAGUGAAAUUAGUGAAAUUAACAGUAACGUUGGACUUAUUGUUGGCAUAAGUAUUGGAUCAAUUCUUCUAGUCGUUACUGUUGUUACAGUGUUUGUUGUUAUUUGUUGUUGUUGUAACAAGUCUCGGGGGCAGACAGGACAGGUGGUUCAACCAGCAAGUGUAACAACAACAACUGUUCAUGGCAUGCAGUCAGUACCAUCGACAAGCUAUGGACAAACUGGAUACAUCAAUGGUGCAUACCCACUGCAAAUACAGACAGCAAAUAUGGUUCCUGGAACAGCGCAGAAAUGGCAAGAGCCUCCGCCGGAAUACACAACAAACAAUAUCUAGAACAAUUGAUGCAUACAGUAAUGCCCUGCUUACGAUAAUGUUAUUUGCUUCGUUACCUUCCGUUUUGUGAAUGUUAUACUUUGUAGACUGUACAUUGCGCUUAACAAUAUGCGUACCAAAUCAUACAGGACACGCAGAAUUGAAAUAUCAAUUUUGUUUUAGGAGUCAUUGUGUACUGAAAUACUACGGUUGCUCAUACUCUGAUUUGUAGAAAAAUAGAAUUACCUUUUUUAAGUCUUAAUCUGUCAUAAAUUAUGUUUUAUUUGUACUUGUAAUUGUGUGUCAGACAUACUAGUAGGUACUUUUGGUAAAAAACAAAGUGAUGAUAUAUUUGUAUCUUGCUUGAAAUAUAGCAGCAUUUUGUAAAUUAAAGUGAUGAUAUAUAUGUAUCUUGCUUGAAAUAUAGCAGCAUUUUGUAAUUUUAACAAAUCUAGCUUAAUUACAUUCACCACUGAGAGUACCUAGAAAAGAUAUUCGACAGAGCUAUAAUAAUCAUUAGAGGCUCAUAAUGCCUUUGUCUAUGUUGUUAUGAACAGAAGUUAAUACUGAUUUCUUGUUAAUCCUGUUUUCAAUAAUUGGUUUCUCUAAUAUUUGUUAUAGGUUCGAAUAUUGUUUAACAUAAUAGGAAGUUUUAUUAAACUCAUUGUUUCUUAUUACCUCCCUUUAUGGUUCUAACGGAAUAAAUUCAUGUGCAGUAAUGAAAGUAGUGUUGAAAAAGUUAAAGCCUUAUGGAACUUUAAGAAACAAUUUGUUUGCUAUUAUUCUGUAUAUAGAUAAAAUAAAUGUCUUUAUUUGUAGUAAACUUUUCUUGCAUAUUUAUCCAGGUAUUUCAUCGCAUUAAGCUCUUUUACUACGAGAACUAUUUGACUUUAACAACAAUGUAUAUGAAAUAAAAUCAUUCAUGUUGUA
Molecule: messenger RNA, 1529 nt
Organism: Mercenaria mercenaria
Lineage: Eukaryota; Metazoa; Mollusca; Bivalvia; Venerida; Veneridae
Exons: 4
Coding region: 111-620 (169 amino acids)
Source: RefSeq, a predicted model, not a curated record